AUGAGGUUGGAGAAGGCUAAGAGGAUGAGAGAGUCAUCUGCCCGGGCUAAGGGUUCUUCUCUAGCGUCGGCGGUUAAUCCCAAGGCGAACAAGUCUAGCCUUGCAUGGGAUGCAUGCGUGUUUGAUCUGCUCAAGACGAACUUCCUAUCAAACCCGUCUUCCUGUGCUGAGUUGGUUGAUCACAUCCGUCAGGCCGGCGAUCUUGGCACUUUCUCGAGGCUUUUCUUGGAAAAACAAAGGGAAGCAAUAUUUCAUCUAAUUCAAAAAGGAUUGGUUUUUGCUGCUGAGACUAUUUGGAACUCCUUUGUUGUUGCUCCCUCUUCUGCCCAGCUCAGCGAGUUGGAGAAGAAGAACGCUGAAUUGGCCACCCAGCAGGCCCGUUAUGAGAAGAAGACGUCUGAUUUGAGGGCAAUGAUAUCUGAGCUGAAAAGCUCCUUUACCGAGAAGGAUUCCGAGCUCAACUCUUUUGCCGCUGAUUUGGUUACUCGAAAAGAUGUCUUCUUUUGUCUUGAGCGUAAGAAUGCUGACAUCUCCCUUAGCUGCACUGCGCAGAUGGGACUACUCCCUUGUAUGCAAUUGACGACGUAG
Messenger RNA from Prunus armeniaca (apricot), 588 nucleotides. The record is from the annotation of a GenBank genome assembly. NCBI's taxonomy places the organism in Eukaryota, Viridiplantae, Streptophyta, Magnoliopsida, Rosales, Rosaceae.